Messenger RNA from Aspergillus terreus NIH2624, 1779 nucleotides. RefSeq names its product inorganic phosphate transporter. Gene Ontology annotation, cellular component: membrane. The transcript is spliced from 4 exons. The record is from RefSeq and is a predicted model, not a curated record. Gene Ontology annotation, biological process: phosphate ion transmembrane transport. The coding region runs from base 1 to 1779 and encodes 592 amino acids. NCBI's taxonomy places the organism in Eukaryota, Fungi, Ascomycota, Eurotiomycetes, Eurotiales, Aspergillaceae.
AUGGUGCUCACGGAGUAUACCUACGUCUUCGCCAUCGGCACCUUGUUUGCCAUGUUGGAUGCCUACAACAAUGGUGCCAACGAUGUCGCCAACUCCUGGGCCACUAGUGUCUCCUCCAGAUCCAUCUCCUACCCUAUGGCCAUGGUCUGCGGCACCGUCUUCGAGUUGUUGGGUGCCAUCACCGUCGGCGCCCGCACCGCCGACACCAUCAAGAAUGGCAUCAUUCCCAACUCGGCUUUCCGCGGGGAUGCUGGCGUACAGAUGCUGGCCUUCGCCUGUGCGCUGGCCGCCGCCUCGUCCUGGGUGAUGUGGUGUACCCGUCACUCCACGCACGUCUCCUCCACCUACUCUCUCAUCUCCGCCGUCGCGGGCGUCGGUGUUGCUACGGUCGGCGCGUCCGAGGUACAGUGGGGCUGGAACAAAGGAAAGGGACUCGGUGCUAUCUUCGCGGGCCUCGGAAUGGCCCCGGUCAUCUCUGGGGGCUUCGCUGCCGCCAUCUUCAUGCUCAUCAAGCUCAUUGUCCACAUCCGCAAGAAUCCCGUUCCGUGGGCCGUCUACACCUCACCAUUCUUCUUCCUCAUCGCUGGAACCAUCUGUACCCUCUCCAUCGUCUACAAGGGCUCUCCCAACCUCCAUUUGACCUCCAAGCCCGGCUGGUAUGUCGCCGCCGUCACUAUGGGCACCGGAGGCGGCGUGGCCCUCCUGUCGGCCAUCUUCUUCGUUCCGUUCGUUCACGCGCGCGUCAUCAAGAAGGAUAACAGUGUCAAGUGGUGGAUGGUCAUCCAGGGUCCAUUGCUCUGGAAUCGCCCCGCUCCCAUCGAGGCUGAUCGCGCGCUCGUCCCCGACUACGCCGUGGUUCAGGAGCAUGAUCUCGACAAGGAGUCCAUCAGCCCCCCGGCGUCGACGAUGGAGUCGUCGGAGCAGACGGAAAAAAGACUCGUCCAGGUGGAGGCCGCUCCCCUCACGUACCGAGAGCUCCUUGCCCAAGGAGAGGAACGGUUCCAUGCGCGACUGCGGAAGGGCCGCGGCCCGCUUGGCUGGGCCAUGCGGGUGCUCCAUGACAACCCCAUGGGUGCAGGAGAGGUUUAUGAACUACACAACCUGAAGAUUCUAGCCAAGCGCAUUCCCGCCAUGAUUGUCUGUGGCGCUCUGUACGGCAUGCACUACGACAUCCACGCCGCCCAGGCGGGUAUUUCUGGCACUCCCGAAGCUGCUCGCAUGGAGCGCGUGUACGCCCAGGCUGAGAAAUACCCCAACGAAGUCGAGCAUACCUAUUCCUUUGUUCAGAUUCUGACGGCCUGCACCGCGUCUUUUGCUCACGGUGCGAAUGAUAUUGGAAACUCGGUGGGGCCGUGGGCUGUCCUCUACUCCGCUUGGCGCACCGGCGAUGCCACGGCCUCGAAAGCCCCGGUUCCCGUCUGGCAGUUGGCCGUGCUAGCCAUAAUGAUCUCGCUGGGUUUGAUUACCUAUGGAUACAACAUCAUGAAGGUUAUGGGCAACAAGAUCACGUACCAUUCGCCCAGUCGAGGCUCCUCUAUGGAAAUGGGUGCCGCCAUCACCGUCCUUGUCUUUUCCCAAUACUCUCUCCCCGUGUCCACUUCCAUGUGCAUCACUGGUGCUACCGUCGGCGUCGGUCUCUGUAAUGGCUCCCUGCGAGCAGUGAACUGGCAGCGAGUUGGACUGCUCAUGUUCGGGUGGAUUAUGACUAUCCCCAUCGCUGGAACGCUGGGCGGUAUCCUCAUGGGGCUGUUCCUCAAUGCUCCUCACUUUGGUUCUUGA